Messenger RNA from Suncus etruscus (white-toothed pygmy shrew), 10081 nucleotides. RefSeq names its product protein phosphatase 1 regulatory subunit 9A (gene PPP1R9A). Gene Ontology annotation, cellular component: cytoplasm; dendrite; actin cytoskeleton. Lineage: Eukaryota; Metazoa; Chordata; Mammalia; Eulipotyphla; Soricidae. Gene Ontology annotation, biological process: calcium-mediated signaling; neuron projection development; actin filament organization. The record is from RefSeq and is a predicted model, not a curated record. Gene Ontology annotation, molecular function: actin filament binding.
GGAGCCGCAGCCCAAAGUGUUAAGGAUUUCAGGUGCUCCUUGGCACCCGAGCUAGACUGCGACCUCCCCACCCACCGUAGCCUACGCUCGGCGUCACCUGCUCUCCCGGCCCUGCCCUGCCCUGCCCCGGUGGUGGUGGUGGGGUGCCGAGGGAUUGCGUCCCGAACCAGGCUGGGGACCCGGCUGCCUUGUCUCAAAUGAACCUCUAGUAUUGCUUUGAAAAAGCCAUUUUGUAUAAAUCUUAACUGAAUAAUUUUCUAAUACACCUGUUGGGAGAAUCACUGACACAGUAUGCCAUUUGAGAGGUACUUUUUCUUGUCCAAAUACUGGUGAUUAGAGACAAGAAGUGUUUUAUUUUUGUUUAACUUUUUCCUCUGAUCAUUAUGAACUUUGGCUUUUACCCCUGAAGUAAAAAUGUUGAAAGCAGAGUCUUCAGGUGAAAGAACCAAUCUCAGAAGUGCCUCUCCUCAUAGGAAUGCUUAUAGAACUGAGUUUCAGGCACUGAAAAGUACUUUUGACAAACCCAAGUCUGAUGGAGAACAAAAAUCAAAAGAAGGUGAAGGCUCCCAGCAGAGCAGGGGGAGGAAAUAUGGCUCCAAUGUCAACAGAAUUAAAAAUCUAUUUAUGCAGAUGGGCAUGGAACCCACUGAAAAUGCUGCGGUCAUUGCCAAAACGAAGGGGAAAGGUAGACCUUCAUCCCCUCAGAAAAGAAUGAAACCCAAAGAAUUUCUUGAGAAAACAGAUGGCUCAGUUGUUAAAUUGGAGUCUUCUGUUUCAGAAAGAAUUAGUAGAUUUGACACAAUGCACGAUGGUCCCUCAUAUUCAAAAUUCACAGAAACUCGGAAGAUGUUUGAGAGGAGCGUGCAUGAGUCAGGACGAAACAACCGCUAUUCCCCAAAGACAGAGAAAGCUGGAGGGAGUGAAGCUCAAGAUGAGUGGGGUGGUACCAAGUCCAACAGGGGCAGUACUGAUUCCUUGGACAGUCUUAGCUCUAGGACAGAGGCUGUCUCCCCUACAGUGAGUCAACUGAGUGCAGUAUUUGAGAAUACGGAAUCCCCCAAUGCCAUUGCUUCUGAGAAGGCUGAAAAUGAAUACUCAGUGACUGGGCAUUAUCCACUAAAUUUACCAGCUGUUACUGUGACAAAUCUUGACACCUUUGGUCACCUUAAAGAUUCUAAUACUUGGUCUCCUCCAAGCAAAUGUGAUGACGAUACAGAUGAUGUUCAAAAAAGUAAUACAACUCCAGUACCAGAAGUGGCUUCAAAAAGUACCUCUCUAGAUUCAAUGCUUGGUGAAGAGACACAGCAGAACAAGGAAGCCGAGGACUCUACAUCUAAUCAAGAGACUCCGGACAGCAUUGACAAAGGGAUUUCUGAAGAACUUUCUGCUGAAAAUAAGGCAAUGCCGGAAUUUAAAAUACCUUCACCACAAAACGAACCAUUGGAAGAUGCUGAAGCUAAUUUGGUUGGGAGUGAGGCAGCAACACAACCGAAGACAGAGCUUGGAGGUGGUGAUUUUACCUCUGCCGGUAUUUCUGGAUCAGAUUGUGUGAAGGAAGUACCUGAAGAUUCAAAUAAUUUCGAGAGCUCCCAUAUUUACAUGCACAGUGACUAUAAUGUAUAUAGAGUAAGAUCCAGGUAUAAUUCAGACUGGGGAGAGACAGGUACUGAACAGGAUGAGCAGGAAGAUAGUGAUGAAAACAAUUACUAUCAACCUGAUAUGGAAUACUCAGAAAUUAUUGGAUUGCCAGAAGAAGAUGAAAUCCCAGCAAACAGAAAAAUAAAGUUUAGUUGUGCACCAAUUAAGGUUUUUAACACAUAUUCCAAUGAAGACUAUGACAGGAGAAAUGAUGAAGUUGACCCUGUGGCCGCAUCAGCAGAAUAUGAACUUGAAAAACGUGUAGAAAAACUGGAACUUUUCCCAGUAGAUCUAGAGAAAGAUGAGGAUGGACUUGGUAUAAGUAUUAUUGGUAUGGGUGUUGGAGCAGAUGCUGGGCUUGAAAAACUGGGAAUAUUUGUCAAGACAGUAACAGAAGGUGGUGCUGCUCAGCGAGAUGGCAGAAUACAAGUCAAUGACCAGAUUGUGGAAAGUGACGGAAUCAGCCUGGUUGGUGUCACACAGAAUUUUGCUGCAACAGUUCUCAGAAACACCAAGGGCAAUGUCAGAUUUGUUAUUGGGCGAGAAAAACCAGGACAAGUAAGUGAGGUUGCCCAGUUGAUAAGUCAGACACUGGAGCAGGAGAGACGCCAGAGAGAGCUGCUUGAGCAGCACUAUGCCCAGUAUGAUGCUGAUGAUGAUGAGACAGGAGAAUAUGCUACAGAUGAAGAGGAGGAUGAGGUCGGACCUGUUCUUCCUGGUAGUGACAUAGCUAUUGAGGUCUUUGAGCUGCCUGAGAAUGAGGACAUGUUUUCUCCCUCAGACCUGGACACAAGCAAGCUCAGUCACAAGUUCAAAGAGUUGCAAAUCAAACAUGCAGUUACAGAAGCAGAGAUUCAAAAAUUGAAGAUCAAGCUGCAAGCAGCAGAAAAUGAGAAAGUGAAGUGGGAGCUAGAGAAAACACAACUUCAACAAAAUAUAGAAGAAAAUAAAGAAAGAAUGUUGAAGUUGGAAAGCUACUGGAUUGAAGCUCAAACAUUAUGCCAUACAGUGAAUGAACACCUAAAAGAGACUCAAAGCCAAUAUCAAGCCUUGGAAAAGAAAUACAACAAGGCAAAGAAACUGAUAAAGGAUUUUCAACAAAAAGAGCUAGAUUUCAUCAAAAGACAGGAGGCAGAAAGAAAGAAAAUAGAAGAUCUGGAAAAAGCUCAUGUUGUUGAAGUUCAAGGCCUACAAGUGCGGAUCAGAGAUUUGGAAGCUGAGGUCUUCAGGCUACUGAAACAAAAUGGGACUCAAGUUAAUAACAACAACAACAUCUUUGAGAGAAGAACAUCUCUUGGUGAAAUCUCCAAAGGUGAUACUAUGGAGAACUUGGAUGUGAAGCAAACAUCUUGUCAAGAUAGCCUAAGUCAAGAUUUGAAUGAAGCAAUCCCAGAGACUGAGCGCCUAGAUUCAAAGGCAUUGAAAACCAGAGCCCAGCUCUCCAUUAAAAACAGACGUCAGAGACCUUCAAGGACAAGACUCUAUGAUAGUGUCAGUUCAACAGAUGGGGAAGACAGUCUGGAACGAAAGGGUUUGAAAACUUCUCCAGAAUCAUAUUCUGGUGAUCCAUCCCUCACUCCAGUGGCUAGCAGUCUGCCUUUAUCAUCUGAUCACAUGGAUGAAUUUCCAGAAGAAUCACUACAUUCAGAAAGGGAACCAUCCUCCUCUACUUGGGGAGACACUUCACUCUCUUCUCCUUCAAAAUCUGAUCAAGACAUGGAAGAAACUCCUUGCCACCAUGUACUAACCACCAAGAAGAUAUUACCAGAAAAAGGUGGUGCGAAAGGUCCCAAAUCACUAACAGCAUCCAGUUCAUUGGUGGCGCAAGGUGGAAAAAUUAAGCAGAAGUUUGUGGAUCUGGGGAUUUUCAGAGGCAGGCUGGAGCACUGGAAACUGAAGCCAUCUCCCCCAGCUCAGGCCUCCACUCACUCACCUUGUAUGCCUUUCUCUUGGCUUAAUGAAAGCCGAAAAGGAUCUUAUUCUUUAAAGAACCUGCCUUCACCUACAAGUCCUCUUCAGCCUUCUCCUGAGAUUCUAAUUUCAGAUAAAAAGGGGUCCAAGAACUUUACCUUCAAUGAUGACUUCAGUCCCAGCAGUACCAGUUCGGCAGAUCUGAGUGGCCUAGGAGCAGAGCCCAAAACUCCAGGGCUCUCUCAGUCCUUAGCACUGUCAUCAGAUGAGAGCCUGGAUAUGAUAGAUGACGAGAUCCUUGAUGAUGGACAAUCUCCCAAACACAGUCAGUAUCAGCAUCGGGCCGUGCAUGAAUGGAGUGCGCAGCAGGUUUCUCACUGGUUAAUGAGCCUAAAUCUGGAGCAGUAUGUAUCCGAAUUCAAUGCCCAAAACAUCACUGGAGAGCAACUUUUGCAGUUAGAUGGAAAUAAACUUAAGUCUCUGGGAAUGGCAUCAUCACAGGAUCGAGCAGUGGUCAAAAAGAAACUGAAGGAAAUGAAGGUGUCUCUGGAGAAGGCUCGGAAGGCUCAAGAGAAAAUAGAAAAACAAAGGGAAAAGCUGAGGAAGAGGGAACAAGAACAAAUGCAGAGAAAAACCAAAAAGACUGAAAAGAUGACUGCAGCAAGUGAGGGUGCUGAUGAGCAGUAAUACACACCUUCUGUAUGUAUGUGAGGGCAGGAGAGAGGGUCAGUGCUCCUGCUCUUAACUUCCUGCCCUGCUUUCCUCCAAACAACAAAGGAAAAUCAAACUGGUGAUGGAGUAUUGCUGCUGCAGACAGACUGGGGAACUGUGUGUUGAGUAACUGCAGUUUCUGCAAUAUUAGAAUAUACACUUAAUUUUAACCUACUAAAAUAAUACCAACCUUUAUUUUUUUUUUUUUUGGUUUAUUUACAAAUCCAAGGAUUUGUGUAUGAGAAAUGCAAGUGACUAUUUCUCUCCCUUCUUACAAACAUCCUGUGUUAUGUUGGGUGGGUUGUGUCAGUUGGAAAACCAGGGCAAUCCUGCCCAACAUGAAUGUGGCAUAACCAUCCCCCAUUGUAUUAAUGUAGCACCAUGAAUUGUCAGUCUGGGAUCUUCAGAUGUGGUGACUGCACAUUUCUACAUGGCUGAGGAUUCAGAAUCUACUCUAGUAUACUGAACAAGCACCCUUCUGUGCCAUGUGGAAAUAUGGUUGCUCUGCCACAUAUUUACCUGCUAUGACAAAAGGCAAGCAAAGUGGUCUGCUUGCUGGGCAUUGCUAGAAAAAAAGAGAAUUAAUCAUUUGUUAACACCAGAAGGCAUGAACCUUAAGAAUGUGGUCUUGGGUAAUUCUUUGGCAUUUCAAUGGCAAUAGCACUUAUCCUUUAGAUUUACCUUACCAAAGGAGAAAACGCAGACAUAAAUGCAUGAUGGGAAUAUUGGGAUCUCUUGUUCAUGUUUCCAGUGCUGUGUGUUUGGUUAUUUCAACAACACUCAGAGACACCACAUAGCUUCUCUCUCACCAUCCAUCCCCACUAACAAAUUGAACAGGAAAUUAGUUUUAAGGAAACUAACAUUUUCAGGUUUCUUCUCUGGGGAACAUUCUGGCAAGCCUUCAGCCUGGCUAUGAUACAAUCAUGAACUCAUCUCAUAUUUUCUACUCAACAUUUCCCAAGCAUGCUCAAUGUUUUAAAAAAAUGUACUUUUAAGAAAAAUAGAAAUGCUAGUUAAAGAGAAUUUGAAUUUGUGUAACACGCAACUAGAGAAGCAAAUUUAUUGAGUACAAUUUAUUGAGAAUGGUCUGUAAAGAGGAGUUAUCAAUUAUAUUUAAGAAAUGUUUUGAAUGGUUUUUCUGAGUCAUUCUCUUCCAUACUUUAAAAGUGUUCCAAUCUGACAGUUCAAGUUGCUCUAAGAUAGGACCCAGAAUAUAGCCUAACAGAGGAGUCAGUUAUAUAUUUUGAAAGCCAGUAUUAAGGAUUUCAGUAUUUCAAUAAACUAAUUCAAGUUGUAGGAGAAUGGAGCAGACAGGAGAACAUAAAUGCAUCUUGAGAAAUUUUAAAAAUAGAUAUAAUAAUUAAAGAAAAUUUGGAUUUAAGGAAUAUUAAACCACAGAAAAAUUUAUUGUAUAUUUUGUUAUUGUUGCUGUUCUUUUCCUUUUAUAAUUCAUGUAUCUGAUUCUCUUUCCUGCAUUGGUUAUAAAAAAUGAAGUCAUCACUUUUCAAAGGGCAAGUUUCAAGUGAAAAGUUCAGGCUUUAUAAAUUUUUGGAUAAGGAUUUUUUUUUCUCUAGUGUGUAAGGGUCUCUUUUAGAUUCUAUUCAUAUUUUCACUGGAAAUAUUACAUGCCUGGAAUUUGUGAGGAACUUUUUGAAAAUUUCAAGUAACAGAGUAAAGGAGUUCCUACCCAUUGAGCUCAAUCUCAUAUUUUGAGAAUUAUGAUGAUUUUUUUGAGGGAGGUUCAGAAUCCAGUGUAAAAUCUGGAAUUUUCUAAGCUAGAAAUUUAUAAUCCAGUUUCUCUCUAGGACCUAUUUACUUUUGUAGUACAAUUGUAUUUUCUGAUUAAUUUUAGUAUUUUAUUCACUUCUUACGGCUCAUUCAUUCAUCCCUCAGAAAUACAUAAUGUUACAUCAUGCCACUUUAUAUGUUUUUCUGUAUAUAUUUAUUGGUGUAUAGUAAAACUGAAACUGCCAUACUGGAUACUCUUAAUAUUUUAAGAUGUGUGGUGCUUUUCUAUUUAUUGAUACAAUGAGAAACAAAGAACCACUCUGGAUGAAUUAUAAAUAUUUUCUAAUUCUAAAAUAAUAAGCCAAAAUCUGUUCAUAAUUAUAUUUGCUAUUAUAAAUUUUUGCUAAUAAUUGGAAGGAAAUGUACCUGGAUCACACUGGAAGUUUUGCUGCAUUAAUUUUAAGAGUGGAACUUGAAAGAUAAUUAUCUUAAGUUAUGUUUACACUUUAGAUAUACUGGAAGCAUCACAAAUUUAUAUCUUUCUCUGCAUAUAAUUAUUUAUGAUCUCUAAUAUUACAUGUUUUUAAAUGUCUUAGAACUACUGUUUAUUUUAACUUCAUUUGUACACAUUAGAUAAAUAACAAACAAUAUUAUAAAGCAAGUUGAUUUCAUUAAAUACCUUAGUUCAUAUUUUAACAUAUUAAGUUAAACUAUAGUAAAUUUAAGUCUUUAGUUAUUUUAACAUUAUUAUUCAAAACUGCUGAAAGUGUAAAAGGCACUUGAUUAUAUUGGUCAAACAGGAAAAAAUGUAAGCUGAUUGAUAUAAAGAUAUAAAAGCAAAGUGAAAGACCUUAUGAACAUUCUUAUGAACAUAUCUUAUGAAUAUUCUUUUGCUCAUUACUUUUGUUGAAUCAAAUGCAUGAUUCCUAAUUGAAGUGGUCAUGUUUUACACAAUCUAUAUUUAUGCUUGUGAUUUUCAGUGUUGAUGCAACUUAACACAGAAUUGUUGCCUCAUGUACCUUUAGUAUUACUAGAAAAUGAAUGGAAAGGAUAUAUAUCUGAAUUUUAAUACCUGAAGGACAGCUCAUUAUACUUUCAACAAUAUGCAAAAGUCUUUUUGCAGUCUAGCUAAUUAUUUGGGGGAAUAUAAAGUUGGGCAGGUGGGAAUGUGAAUGAGGCCAAACAAAAAGCGUUGUGUGAGAUAAGUAAAGAAGAAGUGAUUUCCAUGAAAAACAAGCUUUAGUUUUAUAACUAAUUUCUUUAUUUAAUAUCAUAUCCCUGAGUUCUCUUAUUCUUGGCUUUUACUCAGAAGUUCACUAGAUCAGACAUCUAAUUAUAUAUGUCAAACAUCUGAUGAAGUCCACCGUUUGUUUCACAGAAAUAAAGCAAUUCUGUGCUUGGGUUAACAUUGAUUUACCACCCACAACAUCAAAUACACAUUUUAACCCAUGGCAGUUCUUGAAAACAAAGUGGCUGGAGCAAAAGGGAGGAACAGAAUUAACCCUUAUAGUUGUCUUUUAUCCUGUGGUUAACUCUGGUCUGAAAUCUUUAGAUAUCCUGAGUCUCAGCUGUAAAUUCAUUAAUUGGUUUUGUGACCCAGCACUUUAAUCAGCUCCUCUGUAUUUUAGCUGAGAGCAAAGAAAUCUCCUCUAGGUUCAAUUUGUACUGGAAUUAGAAUGUGCUUUAAAGUGAUAUUUUAAAAGGUAAAUAAAAAUAUGCAUUGAUUUGGCUAUUGUCAUUCAUUUAUAAGUGUUAAUGAUUAUGAAUAACCAGCUUUCAAGAGAUAAAUCCCAGGUUUAACAAUAGUAUUAAAAAAAAGGGGGAAUCCUAAUAAUUAUUGUAUCUAGCAGUUUAAGAGGAGUGUCUAUGCUUUGGAUAUGUUAUGUCCCUUUCAUUAAUUUGAGGUACUUAAAAGUUAUCACAUCCCAUUGAGCAAUGUUACACUCUCAGUGGUGCUACAGAUGAUGGGUGUUUUACUAUAAUUUGUGUCAGGUAUUAAAUGCUGUUUUUAGUGCAUUCUGUUUGAAAAUGUAAAAUAGAAAAGAAAAGCCCUGUUGUGUUUUAAAGAUAGCCCUUCCAAAUUUAACCACAGAUCUGUCUCUUUACACUGUUCCAAAGCAAAACGUUUAAGGAUGAAGUCCAGAAGUAAAAUGCCCAUGUUUUCUCCUAAAAUUGUUUUCAUUCUAAUGGCUGUGAGUGGGGAGUAGUUUCUCAGAAGAAAGUAGUGUUGUAGGAAAUAUGAAUAUGUGCUUCAGUGGAGUCACUCCUAAAAACCAGUCUGAGUAUGAAAACCAAUAUGGAUAUGCAAACAGAUUUUGUUUAUAACACCAGAUAGAAUACAUUUAAAUAACUUAAAGUGUAGCAUAAAGUAGAUAUAAUCAAGAAGUUGGGGGCAAAGAAAAAGCCUACAGAAUCUAUUUCCAGCCCCUGACCUCCAGAAAAUGAAAACAUCAGAUUCUAUCAUCUACAUAGAUUAUAUGCUCCUAUGGAUGUUAAGAGAAUGAUUGCUGCUAGAAGGUUUACAUUUGUCAGGAUCUGGACCAAACACAGCAUAUCAUCUGCUUCUAGAUCUCCAGAGCAAGGAUGAACAGAUCAGAUGAUUUUCAAUCCUUGACUCUAACCCCAAAUUCAAACCUAAAAUGAUUAGGUUUUCAAGAAUGAAUAAUAGAUAAGGUAUAAGAAAACAAGAGGCAACUUCUCAAUAAUGUGCAUGCCACUUGUGUAGGUAUACAGAACUACAUAUAUGUGCAUAUAUACAUGACUUUAUCUCCCAUUUUACAUGCACACACCUACCACAAUCACAUGGCAUAAAAUAACACAUUGCAUAUGGAUCUUAGUCAUGUCAGUUAGGACCUUGAUCAAUAAUCAUAGCCUUAUAGCCACUUUUUUGUGUUGUGUAUACAUUGAAUGGUUCAUAAGAUUUUAAGAAAUUUUUUAAUGUAUUUCUACUAAAUGCACUUAUCCUUCUACAUGUUUAUAUAUUUUGGUAAAAUUGAUUUAUUAGCUACUUGAUAUUUUAGUAGGAUAAAACUCUCAAACGUUUAGUUAUGCUUUGAUAUCAAGUGUACAUUACUAAAUUAAAGCUCAGAAGUUUGAGAAGCUUUGAGCAUUUUCAACUGUGGACUGCCAUUUCCCUGACUAAACAAUUGUACUGUGUGUUCUUGUACAUUUACUCACAAUCUAAAAGUCUAUUUGGUAUUUGUGAUGCUGGAGUCACUAACUACUGUCUCUGAUGGCAGUGUUGUGUUGUGAUUAUUUGAUCAUCUGCUUCUUUUGCUGAAUGAUGGCAUGGUUAGGUCAUGAGAGAUUUAAUAGGAAGUAUGUGCAAGGAUGAAUAUAGUGUUGGGAGGUGUACACUUCUAUAUAUUUAAGCAAUUUCAUUUAUAUACUAAGAAUACCUGUUACAGAUAUAAUCUUUAAUUCCUGAAAGAAAAUUGACCAAAAAUAAGUGUUACCUAAAAAAGGAAAAUUAGCAGCACUCCAGCUAGGCAACACCUCCUAACAGCAUAAGAUUUAGAUAGUGCAUUGUGAAAUCCUUUUAUGUAUGUGUAUAUGUUUUUCUUAAUAUUAUUUGUGGUCAUCACUACUGCUCUUUGAUUUUUAAUGAAGUGGCAUUUCAACAACUAGUACACUUGCUGCAUAUCACUAACAAAACCAGAAGCUGAUAAAAAAGGAAUUGUUGCAUCAUAAGAAGUUUAUUUAGAUUUUUUUUUUACAUAUUACUUACUAAAGGAAAAGAGUUGUUUGAACAUAAUUUUUAAGCCCCGUAAGUAUGAAUGCAUGUUAUCUGAAACUUUUAAUUUGUACAUUUAGGUAUCUGAUCUUUUGCAUGGAGGAGACAAUAGUGCCAUGUCUGAAUUGUUCUCUUGUGCUUGGUUAAUAUGUACUUAAUCUAGAUUGUUUCAUUUGAAAUGACAUUUUUAUUCUUUGAUUUUCAGAGGCAUUCAAAGCAAAAUAUUGCGGUGGUUGUUUGUUUUAUGAGCAAUCUAAAAAUACAUGUGAUUAAAUUAAACUUGUUAGUGUAAAUAAAUUUCUUGCCAAUGAGUAUUCUUGUUGUUAGACAGUGAAUGCAAUAAAAAGAGAAACACUAUAA